UGCAGAAGAGAAAGGUAUUCACCAGCCCCUUCUUCAUUUCAUCAGCUAUGAGCUCCAAGGAAGAUCCAUCAUUCCUGGCACCAUCAGAAAAGGCGCCAUCACCUUCCAGCAGUGCCCAGACACCUAACCAAAGAGUUUAUCUUCAAGUAGUUUCAUGUGACUUUUUCCUCACACCCAUCACCAUCCCAUCAGAACAACAUCAACAAGGGUACUUCAAACACACUCCCCUGCUAAAAGAACAUGGCCAAAGGCACGAAAGCCCCCAAGGGCAAGAAGAUCACCCUCAGUGUGGCCAAGAACUGCAUCAAAGUCACAUUCGAUGGGAGAAAACGACUUGACUUGAGCAAGAUGGGAAUCACCACCUUCCCUAAGUGUAUUCUGCGGCUCAAUGAUGUGGACGAGCUCGACCUCAGCCGGAACUUGAUCAGGAAGAUCCCUGAAUCCAUCUCCAAGUUCCAGAACCUCCGGUGGCUGGACCUGCACAGCAACUACAUCGACAAGCUGCCCGAGUCCAUCGGCCAGAUGACCGGCCUGCUCCUCCUCAACGUCAGCAACAACAAGCUGACCUCCAACGGCCUGCCCGUGGAGCUGAACCAGCUCAAGAACCUCCGCACCAUAAACCUGGGCUUGAACCACCUGGACAGCGUGCCCACCACGCUGGGCGCCCUGAAGGAGCUGCACGAGGUGGGGCUCCACGACAACCUGAUCAGCAGCAUCCCUGUGAGCAUCUCCAAACUCCCCAAGCUGAAAAAGCUCAACACAAAGCGGAACCCCUUUCCAAAGCCGGAGGAGUCGGAAGCAUUCAUAGAUUCCAUCAAAAGGCUGGAGAACCUAUACCUGGUGGAAGAGAAGGAUCUGUGUGCGGGCUGCCUGAGAAAAUGCCAAGUUGCCCGGGACAAGCUGAAUAAGAUCAAGAACACGGCCUUGACAGCACCGAAAAAGGCCAUCUUUUCCAGCCUGGUCUCACCCAACUCCAUGGCCAAGGAAUCCCAGGAAGACUGGAGGUCCUUCUGAGGACGAGGGGAGCAACUGUGUCCGAGAAGUGCAUGACAAGACGCCACAUCUCAGACUGGGGAAGCACCCCUAGUCUGUCGGGCUCCUGGGCGUGUCCGCAAAGGAGCCCACUUGCCCACUUCGCCCCUGGCCCCAGAGGCACAGACUCCAUGUGGGGACACAUGGUCAGACAGAGUGGUGACUAGUUACUGGGAUACUGCCCACUUCAGCUCUGCCCCCUUGAGAGACACCUUUUCUUUAGAGUCAGUAUUCUCCCCCUACCUAUUCAAAAGGACGGGCAACGAAGAGAAGUUAGAAAAGUGCUGUGGUCACAGGUGCCCGUGCCCCAGGAGGCUCUGGGGCUGAGUGCGGGUCUGCCCCGCGCCCCGCCUGCCUGCUCACCCCGCCAGGGACCCUCGACGUCUGCUCCUGCACUUGCUGCCCAGUGCUCGCUUGUGUGGCAUGACACCUGUCUAUCACGCCUUCCCUCCAUGGCCACGUCUCAGGAAGGGGCUUUAAGUGCAUUUCACUUCACCAGGAUUGAGAAAUAAACAGGCGGUAGGCCCCAUUUUCCCCAGAAUGUGCUCCAGUUAGAUACGUCUUUAGCCAGGGAAUGCUGGCAGUGGCAUGUGGCAGAGGCUGGAGACAGAGACCAGUUAGGAGGCAUCCUCCGGGCUCUGUUUCUUUCUCUGUCAAGUCUUCCUUGCUGUUAAUGUUCCUUCAUGCUCUAAGAUGCCUCAGUCACCUUUACUCUCUGGAAAUCGUGUUUAGCCGAAAAACACUUCAUAGAAAAGCCACAGGGUUUCUUGUUCCUUGAAUAGGAAAAAAUCUCUAUUCACACUAACCUAAGCAUCACCAUUUUUAAAAGCCAGGUCUGACCUUGGUCACCUGCUGUGUUUGGCCUCUGUUGGCUGGAGCAAUUUUAUUAAAAAUUUACAUAGAGAAACAUGCUAAAAAAUACGAUAGCUAAAUCAAAGUUGAAUUUUAACAAAUUGUUCAGUAAUGCACAGGUAGGCAGGAAAAAAAUAAAACAGAGAAAUGAACAUCAGGGGAAAAAUGGAACACAAAAAAUAAAAUGGCAGACUUACGUUCUAAUAUUUUCGUAAUUACAGUAAAUGUAAAUGGUCUAUUUUGCUUAUAAUGGCCCCGAACUGGAAACAACCAAAUGUCCCUCAAUGCACAAAUGGUUAAACAAAUUCUGGUAUAUUCAUACCUGGGAAUACUACUCAGCAAUGACAAGGAACAUACUAUUGAUACAUGCAACAAAAUGACAAAAUAAUAGAGAUAAAAAACAGAUCAGUGGUUGCCGGGAGUUAAGGAUGGUGGGAGGAAGAAGAGGGUGGGCAUGACCAUAAAGUGUUAGCACAAGAGAUAUCUUUGUGGUGACAAAAUAAUUGUGUAUGUUGAUUGUGGUGGUGGUUACGCAAAUCUACACAUAUGAUAAAAUGACAAUGAACUUUGCAUAUGCAUGUACCAGUGUUAACAUCCUAGUUUCGAAAUUGUACUAGAGUUACAUAAAAUGUAGCCAUUGGAGGGGAGGAACUAAAGGAAAGGUACAUGGGGCCUCUGUGUAUCCUGUUUGCAGCUUCCUGUGAAUCUAUAUUUUAAGACAAUUUUUAAAAAACCAAUCUUACAGCCCAGAUGCAACAAUAAACAGAUCCUUGUACUCCUGUCCUGUGUUCACGCAUGAGGCACUAUGGCAAGCCAAAGUCAGACUGCAACACACCUAGUCAGCCAAGAGCUGCAAAUUCCUCAACCAUCCGGCAGGAUUAAGGCAUUUUUGGCACCUUAACCUCGGCUCACCCUACUAGUCUAAAAUUACCUGCUGUUGAUCUUUUCCUUGCAGAUUACUGGGAAAGAUGCUAAAAUUUAAAAAUGCAUGGCUUUUCUAUGUGCCAGGCUUUCUGGAGGUGGCUGGGCACAGGAAGCAAGUGGGGUGGGGAAAACUUGAACCAGUGGGUUGCUCUUCACCACUGCUGGGCUGUCACACACCUGCCCCCGCCCCCCGGCCUUGGUGGUAUGGGAGUGUGGAGGCUGUGGACACAACAUGGCUGGGUAGAGCUGGAAGGGGCAGGCCCACUGCAGAGAGCAGGCUUGAGUCAGGCCUUUGCCCAGGAAGGGGUCUGAGGUCACGGCUGAGGACAGGGCUGAAACAAGACACAAACCUGGUGCAGCAAGAAUAAUAUGAGACGGGGCCAGAGCCAAGGUCUGAGCACAACUCAGGCAGGGAUGUCCAUAGUCCAUUGAGCCAACUGGGUAAAAAGCUCCUGAAUGCUGAGGCAUUGGCUGGCACUCUCACUUUGAGUUUGUGGCCAGCUUUGGUUCACCUUGGGUUCCGUCAACUCUGCCCUAGCCCCAGGGUAUGAGUUGUUUGGCACACACAACUGCUCUCCCAGGGCUGGACUUUACCAAGAAACCCAUGGACCAUGCUUUUCCACCACCUUUAUCAAAGUUCCAGUGUGCCUUACUGAUCUUUAGCCAAGGGCAUUGAUCUCUUGGGCGUAUAACUGAAAAAGGAGAAAUGGGGAAAAAGAGAAGUUGAGCUCUGGCCUCCCUGCUGCUAGCAGCGGGGCCUCUGGGGACGUGAUUGAUUAUAGCAGAAAGUCAUAUUCUUGUGGGAACUGCAGAGCGUCUUAUGGUUGGUUUUCUAAAUUCUUUGUCUUUCAUUAUUUUUCUCAAAGAUAAUAUGUAAAGGAAACAACAAACUGAAAACACUCAACUAUAGAACUUGCACCACCCAAAAUGAAUUUCAUUCUAAACAUCAUACUUAAAGAAGUUAUACAACUGAGAGAAGAUUUCAGCAAUUGCAAACAUCUAGGUACAACAGGCCCCAAAUAUAAGCACUACCUCACACCCAACUGUUUUCUCCAGCCAAGGGACACUGUUGCCUCAAUGCCAAGACCAGUCAGCAUUUCAGACCUUGUUAGAAACCACGGCUAUGCAAAGAUUCCUCCAGUUCAUUCAAAGAUGUGUGCUGAGUCCAGCAGAGAUUGAGAGAGGGAGAGCCAGGCAGGCAUCCUAGUCUUGUAUUCCUCCAGUGUUCUCAGCUCUGGGCUCAGGAUGAACAGAGAUCACUGGGAAGCACUGUACCUGAGCCAGGACACGCUGCCUUCCCAAAGGUCUGUGCAGAAAUAGGUCCCAGUGUUAGGCCCCCAUUCUUGCAGAGAGCUAAUCUCAAAGGUUAUGUUCUGUGGCACUCUUUUUUGCAUAUUCUGUAAAAAGGGAAGUGCUGCCUCUGGUACUCACUAUGCUUUAGUGCCAAGAUAAAGUAUGUUCCAGAAAAAAUUCUUAAAAAUCUGGUUUUUGUUAUCUGUUACUGGAAAAUGAUAUAACCCAACAUGCUUGUUUUGUUUUGUUUUUCUUAGUUUCAGGACAAUUAGAGUAACUAGAUCACUCCAGGUGAUCACAUCUAUUGUUUUUCUCCCUUAAAGAAGCAUUGGGGUAAUAAUUAAAGGACUGUUAUACCAUGUGUUUAAUUUUGAGGCUGUUUCCAACCCUUUCUGGAAGGGCCCAAGCACAUUUAAGUGGAAGGAUGUGUGUUUAUUCACAUGUGCAUUCUCCUUUCCUUGCAACUUCUGCCAUGUUUCUCCUUUUCUGACUGCCCCCCUUCAUGCUGGAACAGAGCCUGCCUGUGUCCAACACCAUGGAGUGGCUUGUCCAAGGCUCUAGCUGGCUUUGUGUUAGAAGGCCCUGUAGGCUUGCAGAGCUUUACACUCUGCGGAAGUCAGAUCAUGCUGUCUUCAGAAUGGUCUAGUCCUGUAGCCUGGGGACUAGUCCCAUAGAUGAGCUGUGGAUCCCAGAUUCAUCCAGACAUUGCAAGUAUUUUCCACCAAGGAUCCAGGCCCAGAGAUCCUCCUUAGUAUGUGUAUAGUUGUAGAGGCAACCUUGGUCACUGAAAGUCAGGAAAACUCUGGCACCGAAAGCUCCAGUUUCCUGUACAUGGGGGAUGGCAUCCAAAGGGUCCAAACGAGGCAUCAUUUGGGGGGGGGGUUGAAGAUAUGAAAACCUAUGGCAAAGGCCAAGCAGUGAAAACCCCUAGAACUGCACUACACACAACUCCUUUAGAGAUGAGAAGUUCAUGCUCACUAGAGUAAUCAACAAGCAGCCAGGCAUUUUUUAAGACUCAUUCUAUGGACCAAGCAUUGCCUCUGGCAACCCAAAUGGAAAAUCAUCAGGUUCAUUCCAGGCACAUGGCAAUGGCCAGCCAAGCCCACCUAGGGCCAAGGGCCACCACUGCCUUCCCACCCCAGAGCUCCUGAAGCCACACUCAGGCUGCUGAGAAGAGGGCUGGACAGGGGAGACUCAGAAAAGCUGAGCCCAGGGACAACCGCUUGUUUUUAAUCGGUCGCUCCAUUAACAUCCCAAACACACAGCAGGUAACUCUGAAGCUAGGCAAAGAGAUUACAAUUUACAGGGCGACUCCGAUGGGUCCAGGUCAGCGCAGUCAGCUUGAUUCCAAGGCCCACGGCUGUUAACUGAGCACAGUCUCACCACACGCCCUUGCUGCUGCUUGGGUGGCCUCGGAGCCUAGUGCCUGCACUCUGCUGGGGCGUCCUCAUUUUGUUGAGACUCUCAGUGAAAUGCUGAGAUGGGCAUUUCUCUGGAGCACUGUGCACUGUUCUCAGCUGACCCUAGAAGCUUCCCCAAGGAUCUUUACUCUUGGAGCUGUGCUGGACUGUGCCCGGCAGGGCAUAGAAUGGCCCUGAU
Microcebus murinus (gray mouse lemur) is the source of this 5700-nucleotide messenger RNA. Lineage: Eukaryota; Metazoa; Chordata; Mammalia; Primates; Cheirogaleidae. The record is from RefSeq and is a predicted model, not a curated record.